Capsicum annuum is the source of this 645-nucleotide messenger RNA. RefSeq lists its product as uncharacterized. NCBI's taxonomy places the organism in Eukaryota, Viridiplantae, Streptophyta, Magnoliopsida, Solanales, Solanaceae. The record is from RefSeq and is a predicted model, not a curated record. Gene Ontology annotation, cellular component: anaphase-promoting complex. The transcript has 2 exons. Gene Ontology annotation, biological process: regulation of mitotic cell cycle spindle assembly checkpoint. Bases 72 to 371 code for a protein of 99 amino acids.
CAAGGCCCAAUAGAAAUUCAAUAAGAAGGAAAAAGAGAGAGUAGGGACGAAAGGAAGGAAAGGGGAAAAAAAUGUUGCAGUAUCCAUCAUUCAUGUUGCAGUACCCGUGCUCAAGUCGGAUCAUUCCGACGUCGUUUUUGCUGCCUGCUCAGUGGCCCCACCCUCACACCGACGAGCUCCUCCUUGCCAUGGAGGAAUCUGAUUUUGAAGAAAAGUGUAAUGAAAUCAGAAAGAUGAACAGCAACUUAGUUGUGAUUGGGAAGACUAACAUAGAUAAUGAUAAAGAAGACUUUGACAAUGAAGCAGAGGAUGAUGACGCAGACAAUGGCGAUGAAUCAGAGGGUGAUGACUUUGAGCAAGAAACUGGUUGACAUGCUCUGUAUGUGCAGUGUAUCUAUGGUUUGCUUGGCAGUUCAUGGUUCUAAAAAUUUGCUGAACAGUAUUUAGAUAUUGCUUUGUUCAAGUGGUUUGCAUAGCCAAGUAGAGAUGGUUGGCAUUUCCCCUAUAGGAAUGGGAAGGACCUUUGCGCUUUCUGGCAGAAAAAUCAUAUAUGAAGAACUUGAUGAUUGAUUAUGCAUUUUGGGUGAUCCAACGAUUUAAGAUUUGGAUUUACGUUAAUUUGAAAUAGAGUAGAUUUUAUUGAAA